This is a messenger RNA of Durusdinium trenchii, 3891 nucleotides long. Lineage: Eukaryota; Dinophyceae; Suessiales; Symbiodiniaceae. The record is from the annotation of a GenBank genome assembly.
AUGGCGCUGCGUGGCUUUCGGAAGGCCUUGCGCGCUCAGCCGCGCGGUGGAGGUUUGAGGCUGCUCGAGGCGCUGAGAAGCACUAAAGAGGAGGGGCCAAGCUUCAUCAUUGAGGCCAGCCUUUGCGUGAACGAGCUCAGCAAGAGGCCAAAAGAGUUUGACACGGAGACAUGGGAGGAGAUCGCCCACUACUGCACGCCACUCAUGUCCAAGAUGCCGGCGCAGAAUCUAACGCUCACCGUGAAUGCCUUGGCGCACGCGCGGGUGUCCAACUGGACCAGCGCUGCCGAGGAGGCGCUCAUGGAGGUGCGGGAAGGAGGCUUCUCGGCACAGGACCUUUGCCUCACUCUCAGCGCCAUGUCUCGCCUCAGCUGGGCCCCACCCGCCUUGCUGGCGCGCGUGCUGCGCGAUGUGCGUGGCCGCGCACGACGGGACUUGGAACCUCGGGGUGCGGCGGCGCUGGCGCACGCGGUGGCGCAGCUGGGGGAGCACACGGAGUUGGUGGCGGAGGUGGUGCAGGAGCUGGUGCCCACCCUUCGCCGCUUCGCACGGAAGGGCUUUAAGCCGGCCGAAGUGGCCUUGAGUUUGGAUGCUUUGUCGCGCAUGGGUGGAGAGAGCCAUGGGUCAAGCACUGGUAGCUUUCCUUUGCCGCGCUGGGCGGAGGAGGCCAUGGCCGCCUUGGAGGAGGACCUCGCGCGGGUCGCGCAGCACCUGCGCUACCCGGAGCUGGUGAUGGUCCUCGUCGCCUCUGCACGCCGGAGUGGCGGCUUGAGCGGUGGCGUGGGCGGAGUGGGGGAGGAGUUGAUGAAGGCCAUUGAGGCCACCUUCAGCAACUGCCCCACUGCCGAGCUUUGCAUCAUGGUGCAUUGCAUGGCACGGCUUCAGCUGAACUUUGCAAUGUCUCAAGAUUUGGCUUUGGUGAUUUUGGACCACCUGUGUCCUCAGAAGAAUCCUGGCCUCAGGACCGAUUGUUCUUUAGACCACGUCAUCUUACUUCUCCACGCCUUCGCCAAGCUCUCGGUGCGUCCCAGCCAGCCCUACUGGGCGCUGGUCUCGCAGCGCCUGCGCGACGCGGCGCUGGUCUCGCGGUCCAAUGCGGUGCGCCUGUGCCUGGCGGCGGCGAAGCUGGAUCACCGGGGCGUGGCCAUUGGACACGUCUACGGUGUUGCCCUGGAUGGCCUUUUGGCGAACUUGUGCGAUGAAGCCUUUGCAUCGAUGGUCUUUGCGCUGCUGCAUCCCUUCUAUUUCAACCAGCGCCACCUGCAAGAGCUCCUGGUCUACGCCGCUGCUCGCGAGAUUUGUGCCCAAAGCUUGGCACUUCAAGUACGCAUUGGUUUGGUGGCUUUGGUCUACUUGGGAAGCUCCACCUUCCCUUUGCAGGUCGCCCAAAGUCUGACGCGCUUGGAGAAGGCCACUGCUCAACGCGCUGUGUGGCAGCUUCCCGCCCAAGCUUCACCUCUCCAGCAGGACGUCCACGUCCAAACCUGUGCCGCCUUGGGGCUCCCAGCCUCCAAGCUGCAGUCGGAGGCCAUCCGAUGGCCCUUCUCCCUCGACCUGCUCUGGGAGAUUCGGGAGAUUCUGGGAAAGUACGCAGAACAGUCUGGUGCUGAGCACUUCUGGCUCCUUUAUCGUCCCUUCUCACCAACCCAUGUGCACGUCACGCACUCCAAACCCUCACGCAUCCGCUUGCGCCCGGUGGUUGGAAACCACCUUCGUUCGCGCGAUCGCGCGCCCUCCAUGCGGGGGGAGAUCGACCCCGGCGUUGGGCGAGUGAAGGAGGCGCUGAGGCGCCUGGGACAGCCCGAAGUGGACCUGCGGGGUCGAUGUCUUCAUGUGGCUGGCACCAAUGGCAAGGGCAGUGUCACCUGGCUCGAACCAGCAGCGGGCGAAGCAGCCGUUCCAAACCGCAGAGUGGCGGUUCGGGUGGGGUUGGGAGAGGGACGAGAGAAGCCAGGGUGGGUGGAUGAGAGGAACAUUGCUGCAUUACCAAAGUCAAGGACUUCUACCAAGGUGUGUGCCAUGCUUUUCGCGGUUUGCAGGCAUGCUGGCUUUCGCGUCGGCAUGUUCACAAGCCCACAUUUGUUGGAACCCUUGGAUGCCAUUCAGAUGGCCGAGGAGGGUGAGGAGACACCGGUGCAGCCGGAGACCUGGAAGCUCUUGGAAGAGGAGGUCAAGAAGCUUUGCGGACACGCCACGCCCGAGAUCUCAUUGACCAUCUUCGAACUUCAAGUGGUCACGUCCUUGCUCCUCUUCGCACGCCAUCAGGUAGAUGUGGCCAUCAUUGAGGUGGGGAUGGGAGGCCUAGAGGAUGCCACCAAUGUGCUCCUGGAACCCGCAGCCUGUUGCAUCACCAGCAUUGCCCUGGACCACGAGAAGUUCUUAGGGCCAACCCAUGAGGACAUCGCCAAGCACAAGGCUGGCAUUUUCCAACGCGGGCGCCCUGCCUACGUUGCUAAGGAUGGCAUGUCAGAGAGCGUCCAGCGAGUCAUCGCUGAAGUCGCUGAGCGUGUCGGAGCACUGCCGAGGCCAUCAGACCUUGCAAGCUCGGUGUCCAAGGUGCCAGGCUUUGAUCCGGUUCAAGUUCCACUGUUGGGCAAUUAUCAGAGGUCCAAUGCUGCGCUGGCACUUGCCAUGCUGGUGGAGCUUCGGGCCACGAAGCUGCCAUUGAGAAGUUGUGCCAAGAUCUUGGACGACCACCAGCUCGACAACAGCAUCAUCCUGGAAGGCAUGGCCAAGACCAGAUGGCCGGGACGCUUGGAUUGGAUCCACCUGGAUGGGAGGCCGGUGUUGCUGGACGGUGCUCACAACCCACACGCAGCCGCGGAGUUGGCCCGUGCCUGGGCACGAAGGAAGGUCGGCCCCGGCAUCUUGGCCAUUGCUGUCCUCCUCGCUGUCCUCCCUCCAGCCUUCCAGGGAAGCUGGGCGCGCGCCUUGCGGGUCGCACGCGGCGCACGGCGGGAGUUGGAGGCUGAGGAUUUCAGAGAGCUUCUGGAGCGGCCACAGGGGGCUGAAGACUUGCAGGAGAUAUUGAAAGAGAUGCUCUCAGAUGAAGACCAACUGAAGGAAUCCAAUGAGACCUUCCAAACUUUGGCAGCUGCACAGAGGGGUGAGGCCGUGGAUCCACUGGCGCGGUUUCUCUCGGAUCCUCAACAGGUUUGGGCCUGGAUGCAAUCCAGCGACAAGACGGAGCGACUAGCCGCCAUGAUGAACCGCUCCCCGCUCUUCGAGAAGCUGCGGAAGUUCGGCGCCGAGGUCCUGGAGCGACGGCAGAUGGCCACGCUGCCGCCCGGCGCGCUGGUGGAGAUCAACGGCCUCAAGGAGGCCUUGCACUUGAAUGGCCUGGUGGGUGAGUUGGCUGAACCAACGCCCGCGGAGCAGGCGGAGAACGCCGAGCGGAGGAUCGUCGACUUGGAGGAUGCGCAGGGCCGUGUGGCGGUACAUCCGAAGAAUCUGGUCUUCCCGCGGCACAAGCCCGGGGAUGCUGUGCUUUUGGAUGCCGAAUUUCAGCCCGGCACCGAGCACGAGGGCCUUGAAGGUCGCGCAGCCGUGGUGUCCACGCUAACCGCAGAGGAGCAGCAAUUGGGCUUCGAUGAGAACUCUGGGCGCUUGGUGGUCGAUGUGCUGAGCUUAUUACCAGGUGGCCCCAUCCUAGAGCGUAUCCUCAUGUGGCCUGAGCAUUUGCAGAGGCGGCCAUUCCAGCCUGGCGACGGCGUGACCUUGCGAGCCUUGCAGUCAGACGAAGGCCUCAACGGACGGCCCGGCAUUGUGCAAGGUCCAGGCUCAGCGGCCUGGAAGUAUUUGGUGAUCUUGGAGGACGGACGUCUCCUGGAUGUUCGCUGGAAGAACCUCCUUCUCACCAGCGCAAUGACUUCAGUGCCGCAGAUGGGGUAG